Linum trigynum is the source of this 1010-nucleotide messenger RNA. NCBI's taxonomy places the organism in Eukaryota, Viridiplantae, Streptophyta, Magnoliopsida, Malpighiales, Linaceae. The record is from the annotation of a GenBank genome assembly.
GCUCAAAGCCACAAAAAUAGAAAGGCACCUAAUUUUCACGUCAUGGCUUUAUUGCAGGAAAAGGAGGGAUACAGCAUACAGGCCGGCUAACGAGACAAGUUAGAAAGACGACGUCUUUUGAUUGUUACAUUUCCCAGUGAGGCAGGCACAGAGUUUUGGUUUCAUCGCUCACACACGAGUCCUGCGGUAAGCUGCUUUUCGACUGUACCUGGAGUCAGGAAAGGAAAUAAUCAACGAUCAAAAGGGAAGAAGCGGAAGCCGAAGAAGUAAACAUGUCGGCGCUUUUCAAUUUCCAUUCGUUUCUGACGGUGGUGCUGCUGGUGAUCUGCACUUGCACUUUCUUGAAGAUGCAAUUCCCCACCAUUCUCGAACAGAAAACCGGAUUCCGCGGUUUCUUUUGGAAAGCAGCCAGAAUAGGUGAACGGUUAAGCCCCUGGGUAGCUGCAGGAUGCCUGACGAUGGGUGUCUCGAUCAUAUUCUUCUGACAACAACUUUUUUCUAUCAUUCGACUCGAAAGCAGCAAACCAAGCCUCCCCAUCUCCAGCAUCUGUCUGCAAAGACUGCUCCCUACACAAGAAAAAAGCCAGCUUUUGCUGCAUUACAUGUCUCGAUAUUAUAAGAAGGCUAUCAUCCACUAGUAACUUAGUAGUACUAAGCAGUGUGAGUUGUCUUGUUUCUCUGACAGCAAUCUGAGGGGUUCUUUUCCUUGUUAAAUUAUUUGCUAUCCUGUUGCAAUUGGAGAUUCAACUUGCAGAAAAUCGCCAGCCUGGCUUUACCCUCCAAAGGUACCGGAGGAAACAUAUACACCACGCUCUUCGUCUUUAUCACCAUUUUCUGUCCUAGUCACAGGAAAAGGAUUUUUAGUGACGAUUCUUUUGCUGGUGACCAAAAAAGGCCCCUCCUACCCAUAAUGUGGCUCCGCCACUGACGAAGGCAACUUCUAGCAGGUCGAGGGAGAGGACCUUGAUACGCUUCUUCCUGUCGGAGCAGAAGAAAGAGGUAGAUUGCUA